AUCUGUUAAAUGUUUUGAUCUUUUUUUUUGAUUUUCAUCAAAAUGUCUUUAAGUUUAAUUGUCUCUCGAUCAAUUAAUUGUCGCUCUUUUUUAUUACCUGUAAAUAGAUCAUUAUCUUUAUCAUGCUGUCCACCUGAGAAUCUCAUGGACGCUAAUAAAUAUGAGAAACUAAGUGAAGAAACUUUGGAAUCGUUGUGUCAACAAUUUGAAGAGAUCAUUGAAUCACAAUCUAAAUUGGAUGAUAGUGAUGUCGAGCUUAGUAAUGGUGUCUUGACUGUUCAAUUGUCUGGUAACGGUACUUAUGUGAUCAAUAAACAAACACCGAAUAGGCAGAUUUGGUUGUCUUCACCUUUCAGUGGUCCUAAAAGGUAUGAUUGGGUCCCUAGCUCGUGGAUUUACAAAAGAGACAAGACGUCGAUUCAGCAUCUAUUAAAUCAAGAGAUAUCUCGAUAUGUUGGUACAAAUGUUAAUUUCGACUUGGAUUGGUUAUCAAAAUUUGAAUAGAAUUUUAUAAAAGUUAUUACAUUACAAUUACAAUUACAAUUACAUUGUUUAGCUUAAUUUAUGUAAAAUCUAAUCUCUUGUUGAUUGGGCGAAGUCGAUUACAAUUCAUCUGAUUUCUACACCAAAUUUA
Messenger RNA from Panonychus citri (citrus red mite), 634 nucleotides. It is a transcript of the gene fh, whose product is annotated as frataxin, mitochondrial-like. Gene Ontology annotation, biological process: iron incorporation into metallo-sulfur cluster; intracellular iron ion homeostasis. NCBI's taxonomy places the organism in Eukaryota, Metazoa, Arthropoda, Arachnida, Trombidiformes, Tetranychidae. The coding region runs from base 43 to 504 and encodes 153 amino acids. Gene Ontology annotation, molecular function: ferroxidase activity; iron chaperone activity; ferrous iron binding. Gene Ontology annotation, cellular component: mitochondrion. The record is from RefSeq and is a predicted model, not a curated record. The transcript is spliced from 3 exons.